AACUGUCAAAAAUAAUUGUUUUUGUGAAAUAAUCACAAAUGAAUUUUAAAUUAAUAAAAUAAAUGAUUUAAUUAGAAUUUAAUUUCAAUACAAACAGAACAGCGCCUCUCGGUAAAAAGUAAACUUAAAAUUGCUUAGCUUCGUAUAUUUAAUUUAAGUAAUCGUGCAGGGUGCAGACAUUGUCUUGAUUGUAUGCUAAAUGGCUGGCACAAUCGCGAGUUGUUGCACAUAGUGAAAAAUCUAAUGAGGUAUCAAUGCGCUCAUCAGUGAGCUACAUACUGUCUCACGCGCCCGGAGAGUCUGUGAUGUCGCACCCGGACUACGCGCAGCACGCUCAGCACCAUGCCUGCCUGCUGGUGCUUGUGAAGGGAAUUGGGGGCGUGCUGAAGAACUUCAACAAGCUUUGGGAGCGGAUACAGCGCGUCAACAAUAUUAAGGUCACUGACUCUACAGGCCAAGUAAGAGACAUCUGGGUAAGGUAUGUUAGAGAUUACCCUGUUGAAAAUAAUGAUUGGGGUGACUUCCAAACUCACAGGAGAUUACUAGGUCUCAUUACACUCAGUAAGUUUGCUAAUCAAAUUGAACUAAAUGAAGUAUGCAGAGUCCAUGAGUCUCUUAAAGUGAAGUACACCAAUACUCUGUAUGACUCUCGAGCCUUCAUGUUUGGUCCAGGCAGCAACAUUAAGAAACCAGAGCAAGAACCUGAAACUUAUAGUGUGUUUGAAGAUGAUAAAUCAAAGGAAAAAACUAGUUUAAGUGACAAGAUAUCUCUUCCUAGUGAGCAUGCAGAUAGUCUUUCUUCAUGUGAAAGUUUCCCACAAUCUUCUUCCUCUACUGCUUCAUAUUCAGUGCAAGAGGAGAAUUUCACAACUCCAUCUAAUUUCAAAACCCAUGCUUUAUUCUAUGGGGAAAAUGAUCCAGUGCCAGAUCUGGAACAGCAUGUUUCAGAGCUAAUAAACUCGUUAUUUUGGGUAGUGGAGUCCAAAAGAUUAGAGAGAUCAAGAGAAAAAUUAGAGAAAGUUUCAUUACUGCUUGCACCAUUUGAGAAAAGAGAUUUUGUUGGUCUCGACAUGGAGUCUCGCAAUAAUAAAAAACGCUGCAUGGGUCGUGUAACUAAAAAUCUGGCUGAUUUGACCUUACAGGCUGGCCUAAUAGCAGAAGCCCUUAGUUUAUACCAUUCCGCUGCAGAAACACUCAAAUCUGUUACUGAUUGGCUUUGGUUAGCUGCAGCUAAAGAAGGUCAUUGUGCAACUUCUGCAAUUCUACAAUAUCCUAAUCUAAGGAAUCCAAUGCCUUUACAGCGCAAUGCGAGCCUACAAGAGAGCUCUCCUAAUAAAACAAAACCUCUAUCCUUGUAUCAACCGAGCACUGACCCUUUCCGAAAGUUUAAACAACAUUCAUCUCCUCUCAGAUCAUCCAAAACUUCCAGUCCAAUUAAUCCACCCAGUGAAUUAACCCCUUCGUCCUCUGAAAGUGUAGAAACAUCUUCAAGGCAAUCAGAAACUGAUAACGCUGAUUCAGAAUCUUUGGCAUCGUCAAGCGACGUAGAUUAUAACAGUCAAAAAUCCUAUCUGAGUCCUGAUCUUCCGUCUAUACCAAGACAGCCUCCAUCCCAAAUCAAUAACCAGUAUUUGCUAAAUAGCGAGGAAAUUGCUGAAAAGUACCGGAAAGCAAUUAUACACUACAGUAAAUAUCAGAACGCGGGCAUUAUUGAAACGGAGGCGUGUUUCAAGGCCGCCAGGAUUGCAGUCGAACAAAAUAACAGCUUGCAUGCGUCGAGUUUCCUGCAGAAUGUUAUAUUUAUUAAUCUAACUUUAAGUGAACAAGAAAAAAUACAGAGAUUUGACACCCUUGCUGAACUUUAUAAGGAGAUUGGUUUCCUACGCAAAGCGGCGUUUUGCCAACGGCUUGCGGCUACGCGGCAAGUGAGCGCAAACAACCCAAACCCCGACUGGCAAAGAUGCUACUACCUCAUGUUACACAGCUUCCCCGGACAUAAGCUCAGCCUUGACCCAAACUAUGUCAUACAGCAUCAAGUUGGUUGGCCUCGUCUUCAAAUCCAACUUUUGCACGAGUUGGUUGUGGCUGCACGUAGGAUGGGUCACCCAGCGCUUGCCACGCGCCACAUGACAUUCCUCUUGCAGACCAUGUGGCCACAUCUGUCCCGGCAGGACCAUAGAGAUAUGGCCAUACAGUUGCAGGCACUAUCAGCUCAAUGUGAAGGUGGUCCAGUACCAUUGGUAUUGGAAACGGGAGAAGUAAUUCCACCGGCAAACCUAACCCAUGUACCCAGCUGUUCCUACUUCAACCCACGCCCCUUACCGCCGGCAAGGACACCACAUUUAAUCAAAUGCAAGGCCAACCAGGGGCCUUUUAUAUUCACUCCUAUACAUUUCGGCAGUCUAGAGAGGAAAACUAAAAAGGAUGAAGGAAAAAUGGAAUAUCUUUGGGUGGAAGAUGAUAUAUGCGAAGUCCAAAUGAAAUUAACAAACCUACUUCCCUUUGAACUUAAAGUGUCUAACAUGCGCCUUUUGACUUCUGGUGUAGUCUUUGAAUCGAUUCCAGAGACAAUCAUCCUUCCUCCAGAUUCCCCGAUCACAGUAAACCUUCAUGGAACUCCAAAAGAAGUUGGAGAUCUUCAAAUUUUGGGGUAUUCCACACAUACUUUAGGUGUCAAAUCGAACUGUAGGUUAAAAAAUAUGCCGAUGCCUAAUAAAUUCCCAGCUUCGUUCUCUAUCGAAGUUAUUCCCAGCCUCCCAACUAUUACUAUUGAGACAACCUUAUCCCUUUCUGGUAACAUCAACCUGUCUAAUCCAGAAAUAUCCGGAAGUAUUACUAACAUUUCCCUCUAUAAUGGGGAGAGUACAGAGUGCACUAUAAAGAUCACCAACACGAGUAACGUUCCGAUAGAAUAUCUUGAAUUAUCUAUACAGUCAAAUAUGGACAGCCAACUGCAGACUAAAGUAUUUCAAUGGUCCAAUGAGGAAAUCCAAUCUCAGUUGCCAAUAAAUCCGAAUGAUGUUGCAACUAUAGUGAUGAAGUUAUACGGCGAGGCAGAUUUCCUAGACCUGGGCGGUGUGGGAGAGAACAUAUUCCCUAAUAGCUUGACAUCUAACUACCCUUCCCGAGUGGGGUCGCCUGUACCAAACGCGCAAACCUCAUUGCCAACGCAGAGCUCUAACCCCCAAAACUCGUUAAGCAGUGGACUUAUUGUUAAUAGAACGUCUGGAAGUUUCAGGUCAACCAAUUCUCAAGCCACAAGUUGGUCAGCGCCUCUCUCAAUAAUGCCACCUUCUCGAGGACGACAAAUCGAAGCACAGCUGUUAAUAAGGUACUCGGGUGGUAUGGGUAGAGACAUGCACUGUCGGCAGUCGACGCUUCAAAUGAACCUCGAGCUGUUGCCGAGUGUGUCCAUCACUCACUGGGACGUUCUGCCGGCUGAAAUUCCCAGCCAACUGUACCUAGUGUUGGACAUCACAAAUCUCACAAACGAGGAGAUUGACUUCCACUAUGCGUCGAGCAAACACAUUCUGAUAGAGAGCAAGGAGUCGUGCCGGGUGCCUGUACCGCUUGACAGAUGCCCUUUCACUGCUGCGCCUAUUAAAAUAGAGGAUGAUACAUUAGAACCAAAGUCCAUAAGCACCGGCACAUCAACCAACAGUCUUGAGCUGAUGUGCUCGGAGCACCUCACGAAGAAUGUGGACUUGCGAUGGCACCUACUGCAGUCAAACAUCACGGGCAAGGCCUCAGUCAAGGGCAUCACGCUGUCGCAAACCAUGAUGGAUAUUGUAAGAAUGUCGCCAUUGAAUUGGGAAGUGAGUGUAAACAAGCAAUGCAUCAAGCCUCAAGAGGAGUACAGCUGUACGGCCGGCGAGUGCCUGUCGCUGGGAGUCGCGGUGCGGAACCACCUCGACCGGCCGCUGCACAAGCUGUGCCUCUCCGUGCAGUUCUACCAGGACUACAACAAUGGCGUGCUCAACUACAAACUCGACAACCGUGUUGCUACUGCUGGGAACAACAAAAUCGUGCUGGCAACACUACUAGAAUCGGCAAAAGCAUUUCAUGAAUGCACCGUUGUGUUUUUGACCCCCGGCGAAUAUAAAAUAGACAUCCAGUGCUCAACAACAGAACCGAUAUUAGACGAAGCACCAAUUAUCAGGGAUAAGCAACCUAUCGGACAAACAUGUUCAGGCGAAAUUAGCCAUAUUUGGAGAUUCAUCCCUCCAGUGGCAAUAAGCGUUACAGAUUAAAAAUGUGUAUUCUGUAGACUGAUUAAUUUUAUUUAUUCCUCGUAAUAAGUAUGUAAUUUAAUUUCAUACAUGUUGUGUUAUUGUAUUAAAAUGCAAGAUAUAAAUUAAUAUAUGACA
Messenger RNA from Bicyclus anynana (squinting bush brown), 4367 nucleotides. RefSeq names its product protein brunelleschi (gene brun). NCBI's taxonomy places the organism in Eukaryota, Metazoa, Arthropoda, Insecta, Lepidoptera, Nymphalidae. The transcript has 17 exons. The coding region runs from base 255 to 4250 and encodes 1331 amino acids. Gene Ontology annotation, cellular component: trans-Golgi network. The record is from RefSeq and is a predicted model, not a curated record.